Molecule: messenger RNA, 972 nt
Organism: Closterium sp. NIES-67
Lineage: Eukaryota; Viridiplantae; Streptophyta; Zygnematophyceae; Desmidiales; Closteriaceae
Source: the annotation of a GenBank genome assembly
GGUUUGUCAGCAGCAAAAUCAGCAGGCAAAUGGGGGAUGUCGCGAGAACUGGUUACCGUGAAGCGUUCGACUCCAAAAGGCGAAGUCGAGAAGAGUUUGGAGCGGCGGUUUGCCUGACAGGGCUCGUUCAUAGUAUCCCUUCACAGAUUACUAGCAAUAAUGGCACGAUUAGUUAGGAAAACUAUGUUUCACAGUCAAUCUCCAACUAUUUUGCUCGCUUUCUGGCUGUGCUUCCACGCGACAGCCAAAACAAGUUUCUUAGGCGAAGCAAAACAUUCUUUAGGAAAACUCACUUCUUCCGUAAUCGGAUCCUGCACUAACGGGAACGCUAACCAGACUGCGAAGUACAACGGGCUGGUGGUAACCAGACAGCUCACCAGAGGGCUCAGAUCGAACGGCUACGAGCUAUUCUCGGAGAUCCUAAAUGAUACAGGCCUUCUGGAAGAUCUCCCUGCGUUCCUCUCCUGCCACGACGUCACCGCUUUCGCCCCUUCCGAUGCCGCGAUCCGCGCCUUACCUCGCAGGGUGAAGCUUCACCUAGAGAAUGACGUGGGGUUGUUGAGGGAAGUGGCUCUGCUGCACUUUAUAACGGGGAAGAAACGACUGUGGAAGCUGGUGUCGCAGAGACGAGGACACCAGUAUAUGACUCCUGCGUUUAAUGGCACUCAGCGGCUUAAGAAGGCUUCUCUUAGAGGGGACUGGAGUGUACGAGUGUACACUGACAGAGGGCCCAGGGUGACUGUAACGAGGGGCAAUGUUGUGAUGCUGAGAUCUGUGGCUGUACAGGGGGUUAACGGGGUGAUAAGACCCAAGGUGCUUGUAAUGGGGACGAGUGUAGCAGGUGAACAAGCAGAGGGAGACUGAUGGGAUACAUUCCAAAUGUCCUACCUAGCCUGAUCUAUAAUCCGUUAGUGUAUAGUUCAUGGAAAUGCAGACUAGUUAGGUUAUGCAAUUCUUUUUUGUUACGGUACG